AUGUCAUCGCCGCCAACUGUAUUGUCUCUGACCGCGUCGAUGGUUAAUAACAUCAUCCUCGACCCAGCCCAAUAUUACUUCCAAUCAGCCAUUGGUUACCUCAUCUCUGUAUGCUCCACUCGGCGCACCAUUGUCAUCCACGAGUUCCGUGGAAGAAUAACUCGAAAUGAACUCUAUGAAGCCGCGGAGACAUACCUCGGUACGAAAAUCAGCCCCGACACCAAGCGAUUCGCAGUUCACAAAACUAAGAGAGAGAAAAAACUCAACAGCAGCAUCGAGAACAACCAAGAGAUCGCCGAUACGUACCAGAACGUUCAACUAAAAUGGAGAUUCGCCAGCGUUGAGUCUCGGAACCCAAAUAAGGCAGAUAAAAAAUUCUUUGAGCUCACUUUUCACAAGAAGUUCAAAGAAAAAGUGUUGGACGAGUAUUUACCCCUUGUUCUGGAGGAGUACCAAAAGAUAACGAAUAAUGACAAGGUGAGGAAGCUCUAUGCUAUGAAUCUGUCUGAUGAUUAUGGCGAAAUUGGAAGGAAUUGGGGUUCGAUCAAUUUUGAGCAUCCGGCAACGUUUGAAACUCUUGCUAUAGAGGAAAAGACGAAGAAGGCGAUAAUCAAGGAUUUGGACAAAUUUGUGACCAGAAAAGAAUUUUACAAGACGGUUGGGAAGCCUUGGAAGAGGGGAUACUUGUUGUAUGGGCCUCCAGGGACUGGGAAAUCGAGCUUGGUUGCAGCCAUGGCAAAUUACUUGAAUUAUGAUAUAUAUGACUUGGAGCUUACCAGUGUGAAGACAAACGCGGAUUUGAGGAGAAUUUUGGCGUCCACUACGAAUCGAUCGAUCCUUGUCAUAGAGGACAUCGAUUGCAGUGUCGAGUUACAAAACCGGCAGUUGGGGAAUGGCUCCUACAACAAGAAGUUAACACUGUCGGGGCUAUUGAACUUCAUAGAUGGAUUGUGGUCGAGUUGUGGAGAUGAACGAAUCAUUAUUUUCACAACUAACUACAAGGACCGUCUUGAUCCUGCUCUGCUGCGAUCGGGUCGAAUGGACAUGUUCAUUCACAUGCCUUACUGUACAACUCAAGGAUUUAAGGUCUUGGCGUCCAACUACCUUGGCAUCAACGGUCACCACAAGCUCUAUGGUGAGAUCAAAGGCCUAAUUGAGGAUGUAGAGGUGACCCCGGCAGAAAUUGCUGGGGAGCUAAUGAAGAGCGACAAUGCUCGUAUUGCUCUCGGUGAAGUAGUUAAUUUCCUAAAGCGAAAGAAGUUUAAAGAACAUGAUAUCGAGGAAGAUAAAUGUAGUGGAUCUGAAAAGGAAGCAAAGAGGAUGAAAAGGAAGAAGAUUGCUGAUAGGACUACAAGGAACUGUAGAAAAAUAACCACCGGAAAUGUUAGGCCUAAUUUCUUCUUCAUGCAGUUAACACUGUCGGGGCUAUUGAACUUCAUAGAUGGAUUGUGGUCGAGUUGUGGAGAUGAACGAAUCAUUAUUUUCACAACUAACUACAAGGACCGUCUUGAUCCUGCUCUGCUGCGAUCGGGUCGAAUGGACAUGUUCAUUCACAUGCCUUACUGUACAACUCAAGGAUUUAAGGUCUUGGCGUCCAACUACCUUGGCAUCAACGGUCACCACAAGCUCUAUGGUGAGAUCAAAGGCCUAAUUGAGGAUGUACAGGUGACCCCUGCAGAAAUUGCUGGGGAGCUAAUGAAGAGCGACAAUGCUCGUAUUGCUCUCGGUGAAGUAGUUAAUUUCCUAAAGCGAAAGAAGUUUAAAGAACAUGAUAUCGAGGAAGAUAAAUGUAGUGGAUCUGAAAAGGAAGCAAAGAGGAUGAAAAGGAAGAAGAUUGCUGAUAGGACUACAAGGAACUGUAGAAAAAUGACCACCGGAGUAGGAAGUCGUCGAUGCUGA
This is a messenger RNA of Ilex paraguariensis (yerba mate), 1899 nucleotides long. Lineage: Eukaryota; Viridiplantae; Streptophyta; Magnoliopsida; Aquifoliales; Aquifoliaceae. The record is from the annotation of a GenBank genome assembly.